AUGAAUAUAUAUAUAUUAUAUGCCUUACUAUUAUGCAUAAAGCAAUUUUCUGCUUACCCAGAAAAUCAUGUCUGUGAUUUUACAAAAGAAGAAAAUUUAAUUAAACAUUCAAAUAAUAAAAUUUGCGAAAUAAAUGCCAAACCAUUUGAUAUAUUAACUUUUAUAUGCCCCAAACAUGCUGGAACAAAAUGUUUUCAUAGUGUAAGUUUAUAUAAUGAUACGAAAAAUCUAAAUAGAUCAGUAAUAUCGAUAAAUACUAUAUUAUACGGAUCAAUAGCUUAUGAAAAUAAUCUUAUAGUAUCACCAGCAGUUAUAAAAAAUCAAACAUUCCAUUGUUUUUGUGAUUUACAAACGGAUGAAGAAAAUAAAGUAUUACCAGUAGAAGUAAAAGAAGAGAAAAAGGAAAAAGGGAAAGAGGAAAAAGAGAAAAAGGAAGAAGAGGAGCAAAUAAUAGAAGAAGAAGAGCAAAUAAAUGAAAAUGAUCAAAGAGCAUUAGAUAAGGUGAACAAGCUUGUAAAUAAUAUACAAAAAAAAAAUGAACAACAACAACAAGAUAAUGAAGAGGUGGUUUUAGAGGAACCACAACUUGUUGUAAAAAAAUCAACACAUAAAUAUGGAAUUAUGAAAGUUGUUGUUUCUAAAAAUUCUUAUAAAAUAAGUGGAUGUGAUUUCGGUGUUGCCUUCUCUGAUCAUUUUACAAAACCAUUUCCUUUAGAGAAACAUAAUGGUGGUAGAGUUUGUAGGAUUGAAGCAAAACCUGGUGAUUUUGUAGGAUUUAAAUGUAUUUAUGAUACCCAUGGUUCUACUGAGCCAAACAACUGUUUUGAUAAUGUUUUUUAUAAUAAUACAAGUACCAAUUUAAAAGAUAUUAUGCCAGGAUACAUUUCCUAUGGAAGUACAGAGAAUAAUUAUUAUGCUUAUUAUUUACAAUUGCCUCAUUUUAUACAAAGUGAUUACACUAUUCAAUGCAAAUGUAGAUCAACUCAGCAUGAAUUUGAUAAUUACAUUUUUGAAUUGAAUGUAAAAGGAGGGGAAAGUGGCAUUAUAAAAAAAUCCUUCAGAAGUUAA
Molecule: messenger RNA, 1068 nt
Organism: Plasmodium relictum
Lineage: Eukaryota; Apicomplexa; Aconoidasida; Haemosporida; Plasmodiidae
Product: 6-cysteine protein, putative
Exons: 1
Coding region: 1-1068 (355 amino acids)
Biological process (GO): symbiont entry into host
Cellular component (GO): cell surface; plasma membrane
Source: RefSeq, a predicted model, not a curated record